This is a messenger RNA of Danio aesculapii, 2317 nucleotides long. Its product is annotated as claudin-4. The record is from RefSeq and is a predicted model, not a curated record. The coding region runs from base 126 to 779 and encodes 217 amino acids. The transcript has a single exon. Lineage: Eukaryota; Metazoa; Chordata; Actinopteri; Cypriniformes; Danionidae. Gene Ontology annotation, biological process: bicellular tight junction assembly; cell adhesion. Gene Ontology annotation, molecular function: structural molecule activity. Gene Ontology annotation, cellular component: bicellular tight junction; plasma membrane.
AAGAAGAAUCCCUCUCCCUUUCACUAUUCGUUCAUUUAAAGGAGAAGAAAGUCUGAGAAGGGCUCUAGUAGCACAGCUAAUCUUGUCUCCAGGACGCUGAAUAUACAGCACCAAUAUAUAGCACGAUGGCUUCAGCCGGUUUGGAGAUUUUGGGCAUGAUUCUGACUGUUGCCGGUUGGCUCGGGGUUAUGGUUGCCUGCUGUUUGCCCAUGUGGAGAGUGGCAGCAUAUAUAGGCCAGAACAUAGUCAUCACGCAGAUAGUUUGGGAAGGCUUGUGGAUGAGCUGUGUCGUGCAAAGCACGGGACAGAUGCACUGCAGAGUAUACGACUCCAUGCUGGGACUUCCGGAUGACUUGCAGGCUGCUCGCGCGCUUACCAUAGUAAGUACACUGCUUGGUGUGGUGGGUAUAGCUCUGUCCGUGGCCGGGGCGAAGUGCACUAACUGUACGUCAGAUCCAGCAAGCAAACCGCGGAUAAUAAUGGCAGCCGGGGGCACGUUUAUAUCUUGUGGGCUACUACUGUUAGUUGCUGUCUGCUGGACAGCCAACGGCAUCGUUAUGGAUUUCCACAACCCGCUAAUGGAAGAUAAGCAGAAGAGGGAGUUUGGGAACUCGCUGUACUUCGGAUGGGGUGCAUCAUGUCUGCUGAUACUUGGUGGAGCAAUUUUGACGUGUUCGUGCUCCUCGAAAGCACGCGGAAAUGCGACGCCGUCAAGGGUGGACUACUCUGGGGUCAAAUCCAUCUCUGCCAAUGGAUAUGAUAGGAAAGACUAUGUUUGAGGGGUCUGGAUCUCUCAGACUUUAAACUACUUGUGAUGAGCUGAAUCAACACGAUUUCGAAGUUUCUUGGGACAACGUUUUAUGUUCAAUCUACUUAAAUUUAUGUAAACAAUGACGUUAACUUAAUCAAUUUAUGUUGUGACAACAUGAAGGGAUUGUGAGGAACCCAGCUUUUUUUUACAGUUGUCAAAAACGGAUCAGUGACAUGCUUGAUUAACAAUACUGCAGAUAUUAGUGUUAUCAUUUGAAUUAUUGUGUGUGUGUUUGUUUGUUUAUGUGGUUUAAUAGGACACUUUGUCGUAUAAACUCAAAUUGUAUGCACAAAAAUGACUAUUGCUGAACUACUUAUUCAAAAUGAGUUGAAACAACACAAUUAUUGAGGUUUUCUUUUGGGGCAACUUGUUGUUUUAUGUUCAAUCCACUUUAAUUUUGUAAAAACAAGUUAGUUAAUGGAUUUAUGUUGGGACCGCAUGAAGGAAUUGUGUGGAAGCCAGCAUUUUGUACAGUGAAGGUCAAAAACGAAUCAAUGACUGAGGCUUGAUUAACAAUACUGUGGAUAUUAGUGUUUGCAUUACAGGCGCUAGGACACAUUUCUCAAUACUUGGGUCACUUUUGCAAAACUCUUCACACAGUGAGCACAACAGAAGUCUCUGUGGGCUAAACUGAGGAUCAAUUCUCAUUGUUUUGGCACAAAAUGCAUCCAAUGACUUCAUCUCUCAAAUUUCAUCAAUUCUUUUCUCACUCAGACACAACAACUGCCAUCUUACGUACAGGACAUUCUGCACGUGCUUACAUGCUGUCUCAAAACAAUAACAUCAGGCAAAACUGAAUAAGACAGCAAAAUUCAACAGCAAUAUUUUACUGAAACAUAUUUCACAUCUAAAAAUGCAGUUAAACCAGCCAGAUCAGCAUUACUAUUGUAUCUGUAUCAGUGGAUGGUGUCUAUACAAAGUCUUGUACUUUGGAAUUACUUAGUGCAAAACAAAUAAACAACAUAAAAUAUUGAGGAAUUCUGCAUCAUGUCUGAUUCAUCCCAGUAUUAUAUAUUGCAGUUAUAAACAAUCUUGCGAUUAUAAACAGAGAUGUGUCCUUGUUUUACAUGAGAAAACACUGUAAUGCUGCAUGUUGUUCGUGUUUUUUAGCUUAUUGUUUUGGGGGUGACAAAGUGUGUUUGUGGGCUGUCCACCUUUUCUAGUGUUCUGGAACAAUGAGUUUAUCUGAGACCUGAAUAAAGGGUUUUGGUAGUGUUUUGAAUGUGAAAUCACCUGCUUUGCCAAGCUGAAAGUCGGUUAGGAGAAUCGAAAAGUUUUGCAAAAGUGACCUAAGCAUUGAGAAAUGUGUCCUAGCGUCUGUAAAAACCUGUAAUAGAUUUAUGUCGUGACAAUAUGAAGGGAUUGUGAGGAACCCACCACUUUUACAGUGAAUGUCAGAAACGGAUUAGUGACACACUUCAUUAACAUUACUGUGGAUAUUAGUGUUAUCAUUUGCAUUGUUGUGUGUGUGUGUGUGUGUGUGUGUGUGUGUGUGUGUGUGUGUGU